UUGUUGGUUGACACAAUUUCGCAUUUUCUACAAAAUUCUAUUUUAUUUCACAUAGCACUGAUUAAGAAUUACAUUAAUUAAUUAAUUUAAAACACUACAUUAUCACGUUAAGGGUGUGAGUGUUAUCAUAUUGCACGAAAUUUAUUAGGAAAAUAUCAUGGCACACUACAAAGGAGCAGCUUCAGAGGCUGGUAGAGCCAUGCAUCUGAUGAAAAAGCGAGAAAAGGCUCAGCAAGAAAUAGAGCUUCGUAAGAAGAAAAUAGAGGAAGAUCUCAAAAUAGACAACAUCGAGAACAAGUUUGCAACUCAUUACGAUGCUGUUGAACAACAGUUGAAGAGCUCUACUAUUGGCUUAGUAACUCUUGAUGAAAUGAAGGCAAAACAGGAGCAUAUUGUGCGUGAAAGAGAGAAGAAAUUAGCUCAAAAGAAAGCUGAAAAAGAGAAAGAAAAACAGAAGGAAAUUGAAGCCAAAUUGGCACAGAAAAACAAACAAAAACGACAGAUUCAAGCACUCUCCUUUGCCAUGUGUGAUGAAGAAGAGGAAGAAGACAGUGGUCCAGAAACCAGUGGGAUAAAGAAGGAGCCAGAAGAAACAAGUUGGAGGGAGAAGGAGGAACCAACAUUGAAGAAAAUUCGCAAGAACCCAGAUGUAGACACAUCAUUCCUGCCUGACCGGGAGCGAGAGGAGGCAGACCUCAAGCUCCGAGAGGAGCUGCGUUUAGAGUGGGUCAUGACGCAGGCCAGCCUUAAAGAUGAGCCCAUCACGGUCACAUUCAGCUACUGGGACGGGUCGGGGCACAGAAGAAAUGUAACUUUAAAGAAAGAAAAGGCGGAGCGUGCCUCGAAGUCGGAGUUGGCAGCUAAGAUGCGGGUUGCCAAAGGAUAUUACAGGUUGGAAAUGGCACCCCCGGCAAGCAUGGGUGAAAUGGCGAAACUCAAACAGGAGAUCGGUAUAGUAAAAGACUUUAUACAGAAAAAAGGCUACAACAACCUCACCGUGAAGCAAGCUUGGCUUUUGAUCCUCGUUUCAAUCGAAGUUGGAUUGUGGUUCUUCCUGGGUGAAACUAUUGGAAAGUUCCACAUCGUCGGUUAUAAAGUGAACCCUGCAGUUGAAGUUACUUCGUACGGGUCCUCCGGUGCCUGCUAAACGGUCACAUCUAUGUAUUUUAUUUUUUAUAUUAUUGCAGAUUUGGGGGCAUCUUGGUGGGAAACUAUUAGUGAUAAAUGCCUGUUUUUUUAAUUUUCUGUUAUUUGUGAUCAUAAUAGGAGGUCCUAUUUUUUUGUGAUCAGAUCAACUUGUUGAUCUUGUCGAUUGACUUAUUUACAUGUGUAGU
Molecule: messenger RNA, 1334 nt
Organism: Leguminivora glycinivorella
Lineage: Eukaryota; Metazoa; Arthropoda; Insecta; Lepidoptera; Tortricidae
Product: protein FAM50 homolog
Exons: 5
Coding region: 158-1147 (329 amino acids)
Biological process (GO): proton motive force-driven ATP synthesis; chromatin organization
Cellular component (GO): nucleus
Molecular function (GO): proton transmembrane transporter activity
Source: RefSeq, a predicted model, not a curated record